This is a messenger RNA of Drosophila innubila, 3615 nucleotides long. It is a transcript of the gene SIDL, whose product is annotated as trafficking protein particle complex subunit 10. NCBI's taxonomy places the organism in Eukaryota, Metazoa, Arthropoda, Insecta, Diptera, Drosophilidae. Gene Ontology annotation, cellular component: TRAPPII protein complex. The transcript is spliced from 6 exons. The record is from RefSeq and is a predicted model, not a curated record. The coding region runs from base 93 to 3530 and encodes 1145 amino acids. Gene Ontology annotation, biological process: early endosome to Golgi transport; intra-Golgi vesicle-mediated transport.
UGUGGGCACCUUAACAGCUGACAGGUUUGUUGUUUGCAUCGCUUUGUUUUCGCCCCAAAAGUUGAAGAAUUUAAUGAAAAUAAAGCAUUAAAAUGCAGAUAAAACCUAUAAUUACAUACUCUGGCUCAUGUCCGCUUUUUCGAUCGCUCGAGUCUCAAAUAUUAAAUGCAAUUCCUUUGGACACUUGCGAGUGGCGUCGCACCUUUCAGAGGCCAACAAAACAUGUCCGUUUGGAGGCCCAAGCACAGCAAUUUAAUGUGGAGCCACUGGAAAAAUACAAACAAGGCGAUUGGAGCAUAUUGGAUCAUCCCAUAUUGCACAUCUUUGUGACGGAAUGCAAUGACGUUGACACCUACAAGGCAACGAUACGGGAGGAAAUAGAUGCGUGGCUUAAGCUCUUAACCAGUUAUGGCAUAUCCGAUUGGAUGAUUUUGUUAGUGGAGACUCUGGACAUACGAAAGACAAAGAAUUUAUUACCUCGUACUACGGUGCUGGAUAAAAUCCGUUUGGAUUUUUGCAGUAAAAAUGAUGAUCGCUGCAUAUCCGUAUUGAAUCCGGCUAAAUUUGAGCAGAAAUCGACUGAAUCGUUCCGCUGCCUGGUGCAGCGAAUACGUUUUCUUAUGUUAACCAGUUACAAUCGCAAUAUUGCCAAAUACGAGGAGCUUAUAAGAAGCAAGAGGGAGAAACGUAAUCACGAUGAUUGGGACUUUCGUCAAUAUUUCUUUUUGCAGGAAGAUUUGGCGUUGAUAUUUGAGAAACUGGAACUGCCAACGGAGGCCUUAAUCCAAUAUGACGAACUGGAUGCCAUGUUCUCGCAGUUCAUCACACACACGGGCUUCAAUGAGAAACAACAAUGGUUGUCAUACUUUAAACGUCCGCUCAGCGCUUUUCACGGCAUUUGUCUGAGUCGAGUGGAUAGAUUUGAGAUGCGUCAGAAAAUACGCACCGAGGGCGUCUCCCUAUUGGAAUUCCGCAAUUAUUUGUUCGAAAGACAGGCGUAUCUGUUGCUCACAUGCAAUGAGAUACCGGAGAUUGCCAAGCGACUGUUGGGUUUUCUGUUUUCGACGCUGCGGGAAGUGGAGUACAUCAAGCUGGACUGCCAGGAAGGCGCUCUAUGCUGCUGGGAGUUUGUCUGUGCUCUGGAGGUGCUGCAACUGUGCGAGCAGGCCAUGGAACCCAAUGAGGUUACUUGCUUUCAGCACUGUGCGCCAAUUUGGAACCUUGCCAAGGAUAAACUCUAUGAACUGGGCAAACUAUGUGGCCUAUUGCCGGGUUGCACGCCCAGUUCUGAGCAGCUGCACAUUGUGGUGCAGCUAUCAUCGGGAAUAGGUGACGCACCACCGCAACAACAAUUCCUGCAAGCUAUGCCUCAGCUACGUGAUCGUUCUCCCAAUCGGAAGCCCAAAUUGUCGGCGGCGCAACAACUGAAAGAGGCACUGGGAUCAAAUCAGGCAUUCCAAAAGCUCUAUUUGGAGCUGGCUGAGUUGGCAAUUAGUACGUACAAGCAUGUGACACGAUUGCGAUCUGCCCGACUGGUUGGACUCGAUCUGGGAAAAUUCUAUUGCGCUUUAAAUGAACCGCACAAAGCGGUUGGUUUCUUCACGGAUUUGUUGCGCGAACUGAAGGCAGAGAAUUGGCACACGCUGAGUUCACAGACUUUGCUGGAAUUGGCCAAUUGCUAUCGCAAAAUGGGCGACUCUCUGGCCUAUACAAAAACUUGUAGUUCCAUCUCCUGUUGCGCCGAACUGGAGACACUUGUGCGCACAUUUUACUUUGAUGAGUUUCUCAAGUCCCUGAAAACACUAAACACAACUCUCUCAGCACAGUCAUCCAUGGAGAAUGCCAACUAUUGUGUGCUGGAGGAUCAUUUUCGUAUAGUCGACAUUGAGGUGCUCAAUUCAAAUCCCAUUAUUCAAGAUGAUCAUUUACUGGUACAGCUUAAAGUGGAAAGCUUGUAUCCCCGAGGUAUUGUCGCCGAGUGUAUAAAGCUAUGCUAUGAGCUGCAUGUGACCCCAGAGUUGGAGGCAGCACUGCAGCAGGAUGUUCCUCUGGUGCCGUCGAAGAACAAGGAGUGCACAUCCCGGCUGAAAGUCUCUCUACAGCUGUUCUACAAGCAGGACAGCUCGCUUACUUGCGCAUCAGUGGUCUGUGAUACGCCCAAGACAAAGCAACCGGUGAGACGCACCAGCAGCACCAAGCGGAAACUCUCACCCAGCGUUCAAGCAGAUUUCACGAACAUUGUGCAGGCGGAGAACAUUUCGUUGCAGCCGGGAACUAAUAUUGUGGAGCUUAAGGGAAAGGCGACCCGUGUUGGACGUUGGCAAUUCAAACAACUGUGCCUCAGCAUGUCCAGUUUGGAGUUUCUCUCGGAGCACUUGCAAAUGAACGAACAAUCGUCCAGUUUUGAGAUAUGCACCAAGCCGGCAAGUGCUACCCUGCAUUUUAAAACACUCGUAGCCGGAAUUGUGCAGCCAAUUAAUUUACAUGUGGCCGGCGGCAGUUUCAUUUUUCCAGCAGAUGCUAAAAUCACAUUACGCUGCUCGAAGAAUCUUCGCAUACGUCAGACAAUGCAGCCAGAUGAUCCAGGCUACGGUAAUGAUGCUACAUUUGAGAACGUGCUGCUGGUGCCGCUCUUGCAAUUCAAGUCGUUUGAAGAGCGAUCCAUUCCGCUGGAGGUGCUAACUGAUAUGCCCGGUCGCAAGGUGGCCAAGCACCAUGAACAUCAUAUUACCCUCAGUUGUCCCUGGUCGCGAAAUGAGCUCCAAAUACCCGUUGAAUUUCAGCCUGCUAUGGAGGCAACUUGCCGACUGCACACUUGCGGCACCCAGAAGUUUCUCCAGGUGAUUAUGAAGGGUCUGGAUGCUCAACUGCUGCUGCAGCAGGCUAAGGUCAAGUGUGAUGUGCCCGGUGUGCGUUUGCUCGACCUCAAUCCCGAUCCGCAGCAACCAAUUGAAAUCCAUAAAUCAUUGACCGUCACAUAUCUGUAUGAGAUUCAGGUGGAGCCGCUGAAAGCGGAGCAUGAGCUUCCCAUUGUUAAGGUGCACUUUGUGGUGAAAUAUGCGACCGUGUCACAACCGCAAGUGUGGCGCAAUUAUGGUUGUGCCUUCGAUCUCGUCGACUACUCUACACUCUUUAAGCUGCAGGCACAGCUGGAGCCCAAUGAACUUUGUCGCCUGCGCACCGUUUGCAACUUGAAUCUAAAGAUUACCAAGGUCAAUGAGAAUCCCUAUGUAGAUCUAAUGUAUGAAGUGCUAAAUGAUCAGAAUCUUUGGGCAGUUUGCGGACGCUCAGCUGAAAUGGGCGUUGUAUCCAUGAAGGAUGUGGACAGCCAUUCGAUAUCUCUGGAUGUUAUGCCCUUAAGUACUGGAUUUCUGCCCAUGCCCAGCAUACGUCUGUCCAAGUACACGGCGGGCGGCAAGAGCAAAACCGAUGGUCACUCCAAGGUGCAUCCAUUUCCGCCUGGACAAGUUUACAACUCGACUAAGAGCAUGCAGAUCCAUGUUAUAGCGAGUGUCAGUGGAGAACAGUGAAACAGUCAAACUAUUAUACUGUAUACAUAGCCAAGUAUUAUUUAUUAUAAUUAAGCAAUAAAUUGUUAUUUAGCUUAACCGUAAA